CUCCCUCCCUUCCUUAUCGUUCUCAUUUCUGGAGUAUCAGGACCCAUCGCAUCGCCUAUCUCCGUGGAUUAUCGCAAUUUGCCACCCCGUUCUCGGUAUUGCGCAAAAGUUAUGCUAUUAUGCUAAUCUUAUGCCCUGCUAGUGCCAUCUGUCUCGAGCGUCUGAAAGUAGACGAAAACGAGAAGUUUCCUACCACCACCACCAACAACCUCCCGCCAACACAACCGAAACCCGCAUGGAUUCCCCAGCGAGGCUACCACAGCGGCAGUGGAGUGCUGGCACCGACCAACGCAGUAGACUCCGAUCUCGAACGGGGAUUAGGAUUGGAAUCCGGAUUGGGCGAUUGGCGCCGCGGGUCGGUGCCGCUAUCGCUUUCCUCGUCUUCUUGCUCCACGGAGCUAGACGCGGAGCAGCAGCAGCAGCAGCAGCAGCAUGCACCGACCGAAAAACAGCCACCGCAACCGCAUCCACAACAGGAUGAGGUGGUGGUGCUGAAUCGCUGUAACCACGUCUUCCAUGCCGCGUGCUUGGUUCUGUGGGUCGAGCAGCAUCGGUAUCGGUGUCCGAUCUGUCAGGCGUCGUUGAAGCAUAGUUCCAGUUGAAUCAUGGUGACUGGCUUUGCUGUGCGUGUGGUGGUAUGAUGCGCUUGCUUGCCGAUUAUCCGUCUUUCUUUUUUUUUCUGUGCUAUUUUGGUGCCGCCGAGUCUGUCGCCAAGAAUGCGUGCAGAUGUUCUAGUUAUCGGUUGGUAUCACGGUUAGGGUGGGUAAGGGUGUCUCCUGGCGUCUUGGGGUGUGGUUGGCUGGCGCGUUGUCUGGAACAUGGUGGUUUUGGUCUUGGUCUUGGUCUUGGGGGUUGGCGUUUGCGUUUGCGUUAGCGAUUCCUGCUAUGAAGUAACGUGUGUUGUACCGCCCCCCCCUGUGUAA
Messenger RNA from Aspergillus brunneoviolaceus CBS 621.78, 923 nucleotides. RefSeq lists its product as uncharacterized. The record is from RefSeq and is a predicted model, not a curated record. The transcript has a single exon. NCBI's taxonomy places the organism in Eukaryota, Fungi, Ascomycota, Eurotiomycetes, Eurotiales, Aspergillaceae. The coding region runs from base 120 to 602 and encodes 160 amino acids. Gene Ontology annotation, molecular function: zinc ion binding.